Messenger RNA from Branchiostoma belcheri (Belcher's lancelet), 619 nucleotides. Its product is annotated as THO complex subunit 1-like. The transcript is spliced from 8 exons. Gene Ontology annotation, cellular component: THO complex part of transcription export complex. The record is from RefSeq and is a predicted model, not a curated record. The coding region runs from base 167 to 619 and encodes 150 amino acids. Gene Ontology annotation, biological process: regulation of DNA-templated transcription elongation; mRNA export from nucleus. NCBI's taxonomy places the organism in Eukaryota, Metazoa, Chordata, Leptocardii, Amphioxiformes, Branchiostomatidae.
CACUAUGAUAUGAGGCCACUUUUCUAUGGCACUGUAAAUUAAACGUAUAUAUUUGAGCAUUUAGUUAUAAAAAAGGUCAAAAUGAAUUGAUGGGGUCAUCAACCUUCUAUAGCAAAAUCAGAUGCUUCUCACCCCCUUCUGCAAAUAAUACAUUCCAUUCUCCAAAAUGGCGGCCACGGUGUUUGAUUUUUCCGCAACGAGGAAAGCCUUUGAGGCUGAGAUCCAUGAGGCAGAGAGACUAAACAGCAUGUCAUUGUUACAGGAAAGGUUCAUGAAGCUCUCAGGCAGUGAGACAGAGAAGAAAAGCACCCUGGACCAGGCUUUCAGGGAUGUUCUAAAGGACCACAUUGUAAAGGAGAGUGGUUGUGAUGUGUACUUGUCAGUCAUUAGCCUGGCUGUGGACUGUGCAAAAGAAGGUAUGUGUCUUGGAAUGAUACCAUUCCUCAUGCUGGAUGACGUCUUCUCCUCUGUGACCCUUGACGUGUGUGAGACGGUCUUCCAGUUUGUGGAGGAUGGAGUCUCAACAUGGAAAAAGGAACCUUAUUACACAGGGGGAAAGAACUAUUUGCUCAGAAUGUGUAAUGAUCUGCUGCGCCGACUGUCUAGUAAUGACACAUGA